AUGUUUAGCCUCAUACUUGCUGUCAGCCUUUUGACGACUGCCGGCGCGUUCAAGUUCCGGUCAGAUGAAAAUGUCAACUAUAGCGACUUUUUCGACAAACGUUGCGUCAAAGCCUUGACAACCGAAAUUAACUGCGACGAGCACAUUAGGAUGUUUGGGCAAUCUCGUACAGCAGGAUGGUUGGGAAGUAAUACGACGGCUGACAGCGACCUCAACAGAGCCUUUCCCCCGCGAGAGCUCGAAAACAUUAUCAAAGUAGCCAAUGAGAUGCGACAGAUGUGGAACGCAACCUGUAUCAGGGAUACCAAGACAGGUCGAUAUUGCUUUGAUGUUAUAGACGAGCUACGGGGCCAUCGUACUUAUGGAAAGGGGAAAACAUUCAAAGAGCCAUGCCACCCAUGCUACGGCAUGGUAAUCAACGCCAUGCUGAAUGCCUCGAUAGAGAUGGAGCUAUGGGGUUUUGAUGAUAAUUACUGGAAAGGACAGCUUGACCUUGUUCAUGAGAAGUGCGGCGGUCCUGACAAGAUUGAGAAGGAUUUUGAAGAGCAAAAGAUUUAUAAUGUUUCUCAUGCCAGGGAACCGGAGGUGAGGGAGAACAAAGGUGCCAUGGAUAUGGUUAACCAAAUAAACGCGGUCUGGAUUGCAUUGGUCAUUUAUAGAUGGAGUAUGUUCAUAUUCUAA
Molecule: messenger RNA, 681 nt
Organism: Fusarium poae
Lineage: Eukaryota; Fungi; Ascomycota; Sordariomycetes; Hypocreales; Nectriaceae
Exons: 3
Coding region: 1-681 (226 amino acids)
Source: RefSeq, a predicted model, not a curated record